Molecule: messenger RNA, 684 nt
Organism: Recurvomyces mirabilis
Lineage: Eukaryota; Fungi; Ascomycota; Dothideomycetes; Mycosphaerellales; Teratosphaeriaceae
Exons: 2
Coding region: 1-684 (227 amino acids)
Molecular function (GO): protein binding
Source: RefSeq, a predicted model, not a curated record
AUGGCGGACGUUGCAAUGCGAGAAGCCAACGACGAUGGCGGACCCGAUCGUACUCCACGCAACAUGCUCGAACGUCUACCCCCGGAGAUGCAGUUGAAGAUCCUGCAGUACCUGGACUAUCAAGCGGCGAUACGACUCUCACAAGUCGAUCGACACUUCCAGCUCAUGGUGAAGCCCAGCACGUGGCCCGAACAAGAUAAACACGACUUCAUCACCAUCGCGCAGAAAUGGGCUAAGCACAAUAUCGCCACACUACUCCACAGUCAGCCCAAAUAUACAAUCACCGUCAUCACCAAUGACUUCGCUUGCCGCAGCUGCUGCCGCGUGCUGCCCCGGUCCAGAUUCUCGAUCUCACAGACUUCUCGUCAUCAUCAGAAAUCCGCGGCCAAGCGUGCUCUGCAUGGACUGCGGUAUAGCUCGUCGCAUCUACCGGCCUGGUCUCCUGUUACGUCGUGUGGCAGAGGAGACAUAUACAAUGGGAACAAGUUCCACAACACCGCGUGUCGUGUAUGCCAUGGAAUUAUGCUGCGGAAAUUGCGCAGGCCCUCAAUCCUACACCGAGAUGGUGCCGCUGAUCCGUUGCCCGGCUGGCCUUUGCAGCAUGGCCUACACAAACGGCGAGCCGGAGUCUACCGUACGAGAGAAGCAAGGCUUCAAAGCUUGGGACACACCUGCGCAGUAUAA